This is a messenger RNA of Sphenostylis stenocarpa, 3309 nucleotides long. The record is from the annotation of a GenBank genome assembly. NCBI's taxonomy places the organism in Eukaryota, Viridiplantae, Streptophyta, Magnoliopsida, Fabales, Fabaceae.
AUGCCUCCGCCGCGCCGACGUGGAGCGAACAAGGCGAAGGCCAAUGGCCACUUGAGGUUGGGCGAUCUCGUGCUCGCUAAGGUUAAGGGAUUCCCGUAUUGGCCUGCGAUGAUAAGCAGGCCUGAAGAUUGGGAGAAAUCCCCUGAUCCCAAGAAAUAUUUUGUUCAAUUUUUUGGGACCAAAGAAAUAGCUUUUGUUGCCCCUACGGAUAUUCAGGCAUUCACCAAUGAGACUAAAACUAAGUUGUCUGCUCGGUGUCAAGGCAAGACAAAAUACUUUACCAAAGCUGUGAAGGAAAUCUGUGCAGCAUUUGACGAGUUGGAGGAACAGAAAGCUAGCGGUUUGAAAGAGGAGACUGAUGAUUCACAUUUUGGUUCAGAAACCCCUUCUGUUGCUGGUGUAGUGACUCACCUAAAGGAUGCCACUGAUGCUGUGGUUCUAAACGUAGAAAAAACUAACACAUAUGGGGGAGUUGUUGGCUCAAAUUCGGAGCAGUGUACACAGAGAUGUGAUGAAAGUGGUAGUCAAGGGGCAAAACCUUCUGUAUCUGGCCGUCCAAUUGACAGUACUUCUCCAGUGUUGUCUCAUGUAAUUGAAAGUAAACCAUCAAUUGGUGCAGAGCUAAAUAAGCAUAGUAGCAAAUCUAAUGUUGAUGAACAAUCAUCUCUUAAAGUGGAAGGGUCAGAUGUUGAGGAUGUGUGCAAUGUUAAUGACUUAAAGCAAGCUGAUAAUGUACAGAGUAUUUCUACAAAUGGGAGCAAUUCAAGAAAGCCUGUCACUGGCUCAAGGAGAAGCAAAACUGCAGAUGAUAGAAAAAGAAGUGGUGAAAUUAGUAGAGCAUUUUUGAAGGAUGAAAGUUGUGCAGGUUAUGCUGAUCUUUCCAGGUCUGGAGAGAAAUUGAAAGAUCGAAAAAAAGGAAAAGAUUCAUUUUCUGUUAAAUCAGAUUCUGUAGAUGCUCUUAAAUUAGACUCUGAUAUUAACAGUGGAAGUAAAAAUAAGAACUUGCUGAAAGUUAAAACAAGUCUUAAGGCUAAAAAUGAGUUACAGGAGGGCUCGGUUUGUUUCGAGGCUGAGAGAAAAAAAUCUUUUAAGCAAAACAAAACCCAAGUUCAUGGAAAACGUAAUUUGGGACCAAAUGCAACUUCACAUGCUACCAAGAAGUUGAAGUGUAUGGAUGACAAAGACCAUAAAACUCCAAAAUCUGUGUCUGAUGAUGGGAAUAAUGGUUCCCCUAGCUUUCCUGGUGUUGAUGACAAGGAGUUCAAACAAAUAGAGUUGAAAAGGUCUACAUCACGAUUGAAAACAGAAAAAGGUUUGCAAUCAAGGGGUCAGAACAGCAUUGUAGGUUCUGAUGAUUCUGUUGGUGAAUUGCUGCCCGAAACAAAACAUCACACCCAAGUCCAGCAGGCUAUGCCUGAUUCUGCUACUGUUGUUUCUGGUGAACAAACAGAGAGGAAUUCUCUUCGAUUGAAAGGUGACACAAAUAAUCUUACAACCAAACAAGUAAAGAGGAGACGGAGAGCUGUGUGCAUUUUUGAUGAUGAUGAUGAUGAUGAUGACCCCAAGACUCCUGUUCAUGGAGGAGGUGCUAAAGAUAUUAAAUCACCUUUGGUUUCGGAGGUUGUGAAGAACAAUGAUACAUUGCUAGAGAACACUGAUGUUGCUCAGCUGGCUAUCAGAAAACCUAGUGCACUUGAGGAUAGCCAUUUUAAAGAACCCACUUCUGAAUUACAUGACAAUUUGUCAGCUGGGCAUCCUCAAAAGGAGAUUGAUGAAGUUAUUCCUGUCCAUUUACCACAUAGUCCUGGGAAAUUCGAUUCAAAGCAAUUGCCUCCCAAGGUGGUGGAUAAAUUGAGCUCCAUCUCUCCUGUAAAUUCACGUCAUUCUUUUACUACAACAAAGUCAAAUGCUGAGCCACAUAAAUCUUCCAAACGUAUGCUUCAAGUUUCCAGUACUACUCAAAAGAAGGCUGAUAAUGGUUCUUCAAAGAAUUUAAAUAGCAUCAGCUCUUCACCGAGUCAGGUCACUACUCAUAAAAAAAAGCCUUCAGUGGAUACUUCUAAAACUACACCGAAGACAUUACCACAGGCUGUUGAAGUUCCUGUUCAAACAGAAAAUUUAAAGGAAUUUGAUGCUUUUCAUGUUGAUGGAAUUGAGGUGGGCAUGGAAGAAAAAAGUAGUCUAUAUACUGUUUCUAGGACUCCAGAAACUCCUAAGACUAUGAAGCAUCUUAUUGCAGCUGCACAGGCAAAACGGAAACAAGUAGCUCAAGCUCAAUGUCAUCAUCCUCAUGGCAUCUACUAUACUCAAGGGGGAACACCUAGCCCCUCUACAAUUCAGCCAUUUCUGUCUGUCUCAAGCAAUAUUGACCAGGCUGAUUGGCAGGGAGUUAAUGAACACCCGACAUUGGUUUCUCCAUCAACUAAUGGGUAUCAAUCCAUUUCUCAAAAUCAACCCGAUGCUGAUGAAAAUGAGGAGAAAAGAGUUAGUUCCGCGCAAAGGGAUGUAAGUGGCUCUCUGAGUGGGGGUACUGAUGCCGUCGUUGCACGUGAUGCCUUUGAAGGAAUGAUAGAGACUUUGUCUAGGACCAAGGAAAGUAUUGGGCGUGCAACUCGUUUAGCCAUUGAUUGUGCCAAGUAUGGCAUUGCCAAUGAGGAUACAAUAGAUAUAAGAUACAUAUCUAGGCAUGAUAAUGCAUUGAUAUGUAUUGUGAACUAUCCAAAAGUAUUGGUUGUUGAACUUCUUAUCCGAAAGCUGGAAAACGAAACUAGUUUUCAUCGUAAAGUGGAUUUGUUCUUUCUUGUUGAUUCCAUCACUCAGUGCUCACAUAAUCAAAAAGGUGGGAGCAUUGCAGGAGCCUCAUACAUCCCAACAGUUCAAGGAGGUUUGCCACGUCUUCUUGGUGCUGCUGCUCCUCCUGGUGCAAGUGCUCGCGAGAAUCGUCGUCAAUGUCUCAAGGUAAAUCUUAUGAAGCUUGGACAGUUCUCACAUUAUAAGGUUUUAAGGCUCUGGCUUGAGAGGAAAAUUUUUCCUGAAUCAGUUCUUCGCCGUUACAUGGAUGACAUUGGAGUUUCAAAUGAUGAUAUGACAGUUAGUUUUUCUUUUAGGCGUCCUUCUCGAGCUGAACGGUCUCUAGAUGACCCAAUUAGAGAAAUGGAGGGCAUGCUUGUUGAUGAGUAUGGAAGGUUGGAAGCUCAACAAGAAGCUAUUGUAAAUGCUGGAUCCUUAAAAAAAGAAAACAGUACGGCACAAAAUGGAAUAUACCCAUUUGGAAUUGUACCACAAGAAGCUUUACAGUAUAGCUUGUAA